UUGUCUACUCUGUCUGUGUCUCAUCUGGUCUUGCCACACGCAGAGGUGCACACACACGAGCUGUUCGCACAAGCCAUGUCCGAAAGGGUCGAGAUAACUAUUCCUCGAGCCGACGAUUUCCAUCACCACUUUCGCGAUGGCGAGGUCCUUGCGGAUACCGUGAAACACGCCACACGGAUGUUUCGACGAGCGAUUGCCAUGCCGAACCUGAAGCCACCGGUGACAACAACAGACGAGGCAUUGGCGUACCGCCAACGCAUCCUUGCAUGUGUACCGGACGGAGUGGACUUCACGCCUUUGAUGACGCUGUAUAUGACAGACAAGUCUACCCCGGAAGAGAUUCUGAAGGCCAAAGCGAGUGGCCACGUGUAUGCUGUCAAGCUCUACCCAGCAGGAGCAACCACAAACUCCGACUCAGGCGUGACGGAUUUGGCCAACGUAGCCCCGGCAAUGGAGGCCAUGGCGGAGGUGGGGAUGCCGCUGUUGAUCCACGGGGAGGUGACCACGGCAGGAGUGGACAUCUUCGAUAAAGAAGCCAGAUUUAUCGAGGAAGUGAUAAAGCCGUUAGUACAGAAGAUGCCAAACCUGAAAGUGGUUAUGGAGCAUAUCACCACAUCGGAGGCCGUUGCUUUCGUCACGGCUGCACCGGCGAACGUAGCAGCUACCAUAACGCCGCAGCACCUACUCUACAACCGCAACGCCAUUUUCCAGGGAGGUAUCCGACCACACAUGUACUGCCUGCCCGUCCUAAAGCGCGAGACGCACCGGCUUGACCUCGUAAAAGCGGCCACCAGCGGAAACCCCAAGUUCUUUCUUGGGACGGACACGGCGCCGCACGCUCGAGAAGCCAAAAUUUCUCCUUGCGGCUGCGCUGGUAUCUUCACGGGCCAUGCGGCUCUCGAGCUGUACUGCGAAGUGUUCGAGGGCGAAGGGGCUCUAGACAGGUUUGCUGGUUUCAGCAGUCACCACGGGGCAGAUUUUUACGGCAUCCCCCGAAACGAAGGGGCCCUAACCCUCGUCAAAGAGAAAUGGACGGUUCCGGGAUCGUACAAGUUUGGCCAGACGGAAGUGGUACCGCUGAGAGCCGGGGAGGACGUGUGCUGGCAGAUGGUCGGAGAGGGCAAGCGUCCCAAAGCGGCGGUAGUGUGA
Molecule: messenger RNA, 1149 nt
Organism: Ectocarpus siliculosus
Lineage: Eukaryota; Phaeophyceae; Ectocarpales; Ectocarpaceae
Source: the annotation of a GenBank genome assembly